Alexandromys fortis (reed vole) is the source of this 2445-nucleotide messenger RNA. It is a transcript of the gene Stx1b, whose product is annotated as syntaxin 1B. The record is from RefSeq and is a predicted model, not a curated record. Gene Ontology annotation, cellular component: plasma membrane; endomembrane system; presynaptic active zone membrane. Bases 1038 to 1916 code for a protein of 292 amino acids. The transcript has 9 exons. Gene Ontology annotation, biological process: synaptic vesicle fusion to presynaptic active zone membrane; exocytic insertion of neurotransmitter receptor to postsynaptic membrane; intracellular protein transport. Lineage: Eukaryota; Metazoa; Chordata; Mammalia; Rodentia; Cricetidae. Gene Ontology annotation, molecular function: SNAP receptor activity; SNARE binding.
CCUGUCGUCUGAUCUGCUCCAGGCGGGGUCAGCUCGCUGCUUCAGGUCCCAGAGGCUCCACUUCCAAGCAGCUGCUGCCUGGCUCCUGUCUUGAUCUCAUGCAGGCUCUCUUGGCUGCAUUCUAUCUGAACUCUGGCUCAACCUGUCUGGGUGUCAGGCUGACCCCCUUAACUUUCCACUGGGGUUGAUUAGGGCUCCAUACUUAAUGUCUGUCGAUGGCUAAGUUCAACUUUGCCUUUGGGAAUUCUGUCCCAAGCAAAGAAGAGUGGGGAUCCCAAGGGAGCCCUUUUGUGCCUUCUGCCUAACUGGGUGAGAAUGCCAUCCUGGGGCUCAAAGAGGUUGGCUGAAAAGGCAGUACCGUCCUCCAUGCCCCAGGGAUGUGGCUGUUGGUCUGUGCGUUCACCCGUCAGUAAAGCAGCUCUGCCUGGGUCUGUAUGCGGUGGAUGUCAGCGCGGCAGUGAGGCUCCAUGUGGGUGUUGGGAGCCUAUUUCUGUGUGCCUGUGUGUCAGCUCUUCUGUCUGUGUCUCCGGUCUGCCUGGAGAUGCCAGUGUGGGUGGGUAUAUCCCUUUGUGUCUCUGAGCCCUGAGGGUGGAGGCUUGAGCAGCUGCAGGUUGCAACUGGGAAAUCCAAGUCAGAGAGAGUUGGUGGGUGUGCGGCUGGAAGGGACUGGAAGAGAACGAGCAAGCGACUGGUGUGGGGGAAGAGGGGGUCUCCAGCAGCAGAGUGCAGCGGGAGGAGGAAGGCGUGGGAGGAAGCAGGUCAGAGUGCUGCCGACCCGGCUCAGCCAGCCCUUGCCGGGCCUGGCUGUGCUCGCUCAACUUGGCACCAGCUACUGGCAGCUUGGCACCCAUGCGACCUUCCAUAAGGGAAUGAAUGGUCAGGUCGGGGCAGGGAAAGGGGAGACCCGAGCAGGCGCUGCUAAGGGAUGGCGGGAAGGUUCAGAGCCCGGGAAAGCAUUCUAGAAUCCUCAUCAGAGACCAGAGGCGAAAGACAGCGAUGAUGAAGAGGAGGUGGUCCACGUGGAUCGAGACCACUUUAUGGAUGAGUUCUUUGAACAGGUGGAAGAGAUCCGAGGCUGCAUCGAGAAACUGUCUGAGGACGUGGAGCAGGUGAAGAAACAGCACAGCGCCAUCCUCGCAGCCCCCAACCCGGAUGAGAAGACCAAACAGGAGCUGGAGGACCUCACGGCAGACAUCAAAAAGACCGCGAACAAGGUCCGGUCCAAGUUGAAAGCGAUCGAGCAAAGCAUUGAGCAGGAAGAGGGGCUGAAUCGUUCCUCCGCUGACCUGCGCAUCCGCAAGACUCAGCACUCUACUCUCUCGCGGAAGUUCGUGGAGGUAAUGACCGAGUAUAACGCAACCCAGUCCAAGUACCGGGACCGCUGCAAGGACCGCAUCCAGCGGCAGCUGGAGAUCACCGGCAGGACCACUACCAAUGAAGAACUGGAAGACAUGUUGGAAAGCGGGAAGCUGGCCAUCUUCACUGACGAUAUCAAAAUGGACUCGCAGAUGACAAAGCAGGCACUAAAUGAGAUUGAGACCAGGCACAAUGAGAUCAUCAAACUGGAGACCAGCAUCCGAGAGCUGCACGACAUGUUUGUGGACAUGGCCAUGCUCGUGGAGAGCCAGGUACAGGCUGCACCAGUCUGGGGGUCCCCACGAGCCCCAAGGAUGCCUUUUCUAGCCGACCCUCAUUCUCCCUUCUUCAUAUUCCCCCGUCUGCAGGGCGAGAUGAUUGACCGCAUCGAAUACAAUGUGGAACAUUCCGUGGACUAUGUGGAACGAGCUGUGUCCGACACCAAGAAAGCUGUGAAAUAUCAGAGCAAGGCGAGGAGGAAGAAAAUCAUGAUCAUCAUUUGCUGUGUGGUGCUGGGGGUGGUCUUGGCGUCAUCCAUUGGGGGGACCCUGGGCUUGUAGGCCCCUACCCUUCUCUUCCCUCAGUCCCUCUCCACUCAUUGGGAGCAAUCCCCGCCCCUCACUCUCCCCUGCUCCGAGCUCACUCCCAAAACAGACCCAGGCAGUUUCAGCUCCUGCCACCCUCACGCACACCCUGGAGUCCCUGGCUCUGACUUUGCCAUGGAUCCCCCCUCCACCUUGCCGCACAUAGAUAACAGCAGGCGUGAUCACACAUGCACACCAACAUGCAUGCCGCGGGCACAUGCUCAAGACGUGUGGACACCCCAGCGUGUAUGUACUUGUGUAGAUGUAUGUAGAUCCCCUGAACCUCUUUCUGCCACCUCCAUCCUGUGUGGUCUGAACUUCCCUCUCUCCCGUUGCUGUGCAGACUGUGGCCGAGUAGAACACAGCAGCCCGCCAUACCAUAACCUGUCUUCUGUGAACAGACACGUGUAGUGCAGGUGUGUGUGUGUGCAUAGAUCUGUGGCCAUACAAUGUGUGUACAUGGAGUUUUCUAAGUGUGAAAACCCAGUGCAAAAGCAAUUCCUCC